This is a messenger RNA of Alternaria postmessia, 576 nucleotides long. RefSeq lists its product as uncharacterized. The record is from RefSeq and is a predicted model, not a curated record. The coding region runs from base 1 to 576 and encodes 191 amino acids. Lineage: Eukaryota; Fungi; Ascomycota; Dothideomycetes; Pleosporales; Pleosporaceae. The transcript has 2 exons.
AUGCAGUUCACACAAACCGCCUUCGCAGCCAUUCUGGCAAUUGCAUCUUCAGCCGCAGCAUCUCCGCUCGCAGCUCGUCAAGCUACGCUUCAGGACUUCCAAGUCAACAAGGUGACUUCCUAUAGCCCGUCGGGACGGCCCGGCAGCUAUCCAUGGGCUCAGAUCACAGCUUCCGUGACCGAUCCCAACGAGAUCAACCUCGGCACAUCACAGUCUGACGGCAGCAACGUAACCGUGCCAGCAGGAAGCCAAGGCCUCAACUGCAAGGCGCAAUGGUACACAAAGGGCGAGUCACCCCUCGAUCGUACCUGGCCAUGCGAUGCCACGUCCAAUGGCUACUGGAUCAUGAACGUGCUCGCGGGAAGCAGCGGUUUCGCAACCGGUGACUUCAACCUGAAGUUCACGCACGUGGCCGAUUUGGUGUACCGGGGUGAGCAGUUCACGGAGUCGUUCGAGGCGGAGGGACACUUUGCGGUUGGGGACAACCUUUCUGGGAGCUGUGGUGGAAGCGGAAUUUGUACAUGGGGUCUGAAGAGUGCGAACACUCCGUUCGAAAUUGCGGUGACGAAGGUGUAG